Messenger RNA from Phialemonium atrogriseum, 1697 nucleotides. Its product is annotated as ran GTPase activating protein 1. Gene Ontology annotation, cellular component: nucleus; perinuclear region of cytoplasm; cytosol. Gene Ontology annotation, molecular function: GTPase activator activity; small GTPase binding. The transcript is spliced from 2 exons. The record is from RefSeq and is a predicted model, not a curated record. NCBI's taxonomy places the organism in Eukaryota, Fungi, Ascomycota, Sordariomycetes, Cephalothecales, Cephalothecaceae. Gene Ontology annotation, biological process: activation of GTPase activity; nucleocytoplasmic transport. Bases 128 to 1387 code for a protein of 419 amino acids.
CCUCCCCCACCAAAAUAUCUCCCCAAUCUCGCUCCCCAAACUUUUGCGACGUUGCCCCCAGAGCCUCAAGGAUUACACCCUGCACAUUAUAGAUAUCGGAAUCGGCCGACUUCUUGAUCCUUACAGCAUGGCACCGUCUACCAAGGUCUUUUCCCUCGAUGGGAAAGGUCUGAAGCUGGACACCGCGGCUGACCUGGAACCCCACAUUGCCGAGUUGCGGUCGAUGGACGAUGUCGAGGAGGUUAGGCUGCUCGGAAAUACCUUGGGAGUCGGGGCCUGCAAGCUUCUUGGAGAGGUCCUGGCGACGAAAAAGAAUCUACAGGUUGCGAAUCUAGCCGAUAUCUUCACCGGUCGUCUCCUCAACGAGAUCCCCGAGGCGCUUUCCUCCCUUCUGACUUCGAUCUUGAACCUUCCUAAACUUUCUACGAUCAACCUGAACGACAACGCGUUUGGUCUGAACACACAAGCCCCCCUCGUGGCGUUCCUCGCCGCGCACGUUCCUCUCCAGCAUCUCUCUCUGAACAACAACGGCCUUGGCCCUCAUGCCGGCAUCUUGAUCGCCGAUGCGCUCUCUGAGCUUCACGCUAAGAAAGAGGCGGCACGGAAGGAUGGUCAGGAGGUGCCUCACCUCGAGACUGUUAUAUGCGGUCGUAACCGACUGGAGAACGGCAGUAUGACUGCAUGGGCCAAGACGUUUAGCCUGCAUAAUGAGGUCAAGGAGGUCAAGAUGGUCCAGAAUGGCAUCCGGCAGGAGGGUAUCUCGCAUUUGAUUCUCGAGGGCCUUAGCUGUGCCUCUGGGCUCAAGGUCCUUGAUCUCCAGGACAAUACGUUUACGGCCAAGGGCGCCCGGGCUCUCGCGAAGGUCGCGCCGACUUGGAGUGAGCUCAAGGAACUGGGCAUCGGUGACUCGCUCCUGAGCGCCAAGGGUGGCAUCCUCCUUUCCGCCGCUCUUGGCCAGGGAAACAAUAAGAAGCUCGAGAUCCUGCGCCUGCAGUACAACGAUAUCACAGCCGCGGGGGUGAAGGGUCUCGCGAAGGCGGCAAAGGAAGCCCUUCCGGCGCUGAAGAAGAUUGAGCUAAACGGGAACAAGUUCACAGAGGACGAUGAAUCGAUCAUUGCGCUCCAGGAACUGCUUGAGGAGCGGAAAGAGAAGCUCGGUGGUGACGUUCUGGUCGAGGACGAGUGGGGUCUUGACAGCCUGAGCGACCUCGAAGAGUUGGAUUCAGAGGAGGAGGAAGAGGAGGAGGAGGAGGAGGAGGCCGAGCCCGAGGAGAGGGCCGAGAAACUCAUCCACGAGGCCGAGGAGGCUCAGGAAGAGCCAGUCAUCCCUGACAAGGACAAGGAGGUGGACGAAUUGACGAAGAAGCUCGCCAAGACAGAAAUCUGAGUUUGGACAGGCUUGAACAUAGAAUCAUGACUGCCAGCGAAUAGAGUUCCCAUUAGAGACCGCUGGUUUUAUGACAUGCAAGACGAUACCCAAAUGGACCAAAGUUGGAAAUUACCACAAGCAGUCUGUUUUAGACGGACUAGCUCGAGACGUCCUGGAAAGUGUCAACAAUGGGUGUAAAGAAAGGUUGCAGGUCUUCAAGGCUUGUGGGAGCGACAUCAGCAGUUUCUAGUUGAGCAAUUGUGACGUUGUGGUGGCGCCGCUGGUCGUCCCAUUAUCACACCACAACAGCCCGAUAUAUGGCACCUAC